AUGAUCCGCUCCAUUUGUUUCCAACGUGCUGUGCACUCAAUUGCUCGUUCAUUCUCACAAACUACCAGUCCAAAUCGCAUUCUUGUGACUGGUGGAACGGGUCAAAUAGGCAUGGAACUUGUGCCGUAUAUGCGUCAAGUCUUUAGCAAUGAUGUGAUUAUUAAUUCAGACAUUAAAACACCUCAUGGAGCUCGUGAUUGUAAUUUUGUCUACUGUGAUGUACAAGAUCGCGACUCGAUGGCACGUAUUGUGACAGAACAGGGCGUUGACAUGAUUGUUCAUAUGGCGUCAUUAUUAUCAGCAGUAGGUGAGGCCAAUCCGGCGCUGGCCUUAUCCGUGAAUACACGUGGUAUUCAGAAUGUAUUAGAACUGGCCAAGCAAUAUCAAUUGCGUGUACUUGCUCCGUCGACAAUUGCUGUCUUUGGACCAUCGACACCUCAAGACGAGACGCCUGAUACGACCAUUAUGCGACCUACAACCAUGUAUGGGUUAACAAAGGUGCAUGUUGAACUCUUGGGAGAGUAUUACUACCACAAAUAUGGCGUUGACUUUCGUUCCGUGCGGUAUCCGGGUAUUAUUUCAUCGGAAGCGCUUCCUGGCGGUGGCACAACCGAUUACGCUGUUGAGAUCUUUUACGAUGCCUUGAAGCAUGGCAAGUAUACAUGCUUUCUUGAACCAAACGCUAAGCUUCCCAUGAUGUACAUGCCCGAUUGCCUUAAAGCUACAUUAGGACUCAUUAACGCACCAAAUGACUGUCUUACGCAACGGACAUACAAUAUCACGGCAGUCUCAUUCACCCCCGAGGAGAUUGCUGCGUCAAUUAAAAAGGUUUUGCCGAGCUUUAAGUGUGACUACAAACCAGACUUUCGCCAGCAGAUUGCUCAGACGUGGCCACGAUCGCUAGAUGACAGCAUUGCUCGAAGAGACUGGAAUUGGCAGCAUGACUUUGAUCUUGAUAGUAUGGUCGAGGAUAUGCUCGUAAAGCUUGACGCAAGGCUCGCGAAAUCGGAAGUUUUGGUUGAGGAGACUGCGUGA
This is a messenger RNA of Peronospora belbahrii, 1035 nucleotides long. NCBI's taxonomy places the organism in Eukaryota, Oomycota, Peronosporomycetes, Peronosporales, Peronosporaceae. The record is from the annotation of a GenBank genome assembly.